This is a messenger RNA of Ichthyophthirius multifiliis, 1572 nucleotides long. Its product is annotated as pescadillo family protein, putative. Gene Ontology annotation, cellular component: nucleolus; PeBoW complex. Lineage: Eukaryota; Ciliophora; Oligohymenophorea; Hymenostomatida. Gene Ontology annotation, biological process: ribosome biogenesis; maturation of LSU-rRNA from tricistronic rRNA transcript (SSU-rRNA, 5.8S rRNA, LSU-rRNA). The record is from RefSeq and is a predicted model, not a curated record. The transcript has 2 exons. Gene Ontology annotation, molecular function: RNA binding.
AUGGUAAAAAAAACCAUGAAAAACACCGUUGGUGAAGCUACAAAAUACAUAUCUAGAGCCAAAUCCAUAAAAAAGCUAUAAAUAUCAUUGAAAGACUUCCGUCGUCUAUGUAUAUUGAAAGGUGUAUAUCCCCGUGAGCCUCCAAAAAAAUUAUUUAAGACUGGAAAGACCUAUUAUCACAAGAAAGAUAUAAACUAUAUAAUGCAUGAGAAGAUAUUAUAGAAGUUCCGUGAAUAAAAGGCAUGGGCAAAGAAAUUAUAGAAAUUAAAAGCUAGAAAAGAUGAAAUGAGAGUAAAGAAAUUGUUAAAAGACAAACCCACAUAUACAUUAAAUCAUUUAAUAAAAGAAAGAUAUCCUACGUUUAUAGAUGCAUUAAGAGAUUUAGAUGAUCCUUUAUGUUUGAUAAGCUUAUUUUCAUGUUUCGCAGCCCAUAAAUCUUUAGGAGUAAAAAGAAAUAUAGUCGAAAAAUGUAUAAGAUUAUAACGAGAAUUCAAUUUAUAUAUAAUAAAAAGCCGAAGUUUAGAAAAAGUAUUUGUAUCAAUAAAAGGCAUAUAUUAUUAAGCAUAAAUAGAAGGUCAAAAAAUCACUUGGAUUUAACCUUUUUAACUCCCAGCUGAAUUACCUGUUGAAGUAGAUUAUAAAGUGAUGCUUACUUUUUUGGAAUUUUACGAAAUUUUGGUUAAAUUUGUUAAUUUUAAAUUAUUUAGUAAUUUAGGAAUUAAAUAUCCAAUAACUAUUAAUUAAAGUAUUGAAGACUAAUCUUAUUUUUCUUACUCAUCUUUUGUUUUGGAAACAAAAGAUUCCCAAUAAACACUCGAAUAAGUGGAAUAAGAAAAUCUUAAAUAUUAAAUAGACGAUAAAUUCGCAAAAGACGACAACAUUUAAAUCUUAUAAAAUGGAAAUUCAAACGAUAAAAAAGACCUUUUUACUAAUUGUGUAUUUUUCUUAUCUACAGAAGUACCUAGAUUAUCCUUAGAGUUCGUUAUUUUGGCUUUUGGAGGUAAAGUUUCAUGGAGUGGUUGCGAAAGCUUUCCUAUUACUUAAGAUGAUCCUUAAAUUACUCAUUUCAUUACUGAUAGAAAUCCUAAGUUUUUGAAAUUUUUAAAAAAUAGGGAAUAUGUCUAACCUUAAUGGAUAUAUGAUUCUGUUAAUAAUGCAGUUUUAUUACCUGUAGCUGAAUAUGGACCUGGAAAAAGUUUACCUUCUCAUUUAUCGCCUUUUGUGGAAUAUAAUGAUACUGAAUAUAAACCUUAAAGAUAAAAAGAUAUUGAAAAAUUAAAAGGUAUAGAAGUUUAAGAAGAAGAUGAAGAUAAUGAUAUUUAAGUUAAAAAUGACGAUGAUGAUGAUGAAGAAGAAGAAGAUUUUGAACCGAAUCAAAAAACUAUCGUCAAUAGUUAAUAAUUAGGUUCCAAUGAUGAAGAUGAUGAAGAAGACGAAGAUUAAGAAAUUAGUGAAGAUAAAGAAGAAAGUAAAGAAUAAGAUAGUGAAAUAUAAGAAGUUUAAGUCGAAGUUGAUUAAUCUGAAGAAGAAAAUGAAUAUGAUCAUUAAAAAGCAUUAAAAAAAAAACUUUGA